Molecule: messenger RNA, 288 nt
Organism: Brugia malayi
Lineage: Eukaryota; Metazoa; Nematoda; Chromadorea; Rhabditida; Onchocercidae
Source: the annotation of a RefSeq genome assembly
UUUAUAGAGCAGAAAAAAGAAAUACUAAAAUAUGUUGUGUCUCGGAUUAAAGAAGAUAAACAAGAGAAUUUCCUAAAAGAGUUUGAACAAAUACAAACAGAUUUCUCAGAAAAAGCAAAGAGAUUACCUUCCUUAGCAAUGAAAAAGCUAAAGAUAUUAGCUAUAGCAGACCUAAAUCUAGCAUUAACAAGUCAAAAUCAGUAUAUGAAAAUAUAAGUCGAAAUAUCUGUACAUGUUAUACUAAUAAAGAAAAAUUCAGAUAAUAGUUUUGCAUUUUAUUAUCCUAAU